AUGUCAACAUCAGGCAUCCAGUCGCGUGGAUUCGAAACCACCAUUGAUAUUGCCCAGCGAUAUCAGUUGGCACCCGUGGCAGGCCACAAGCGACCACCAGAAACCGAGACUUCUCUCAAUCCAGGUCCAGUCAAGCAAGCGACCGUCGUGAGUCAUGGUCAUCAUAUCAAGGCUGACAGUCUGGUGGACUCCCCGUGGGAAUCGGCGCGGACUGUACUAACCGCCCCUGCGAAUCGCUUGGCUGCCAGUAAGAUUCAUCUCGGCGCGGGUGAGACAUCGCCUGAUGAGGAAAAGAAGAGGGGUGCAAGUGCAAGUACAUCGGCUCCGAGCUCGAGCCAAAAUCCUCUGCUAUCCUUGUCCAAUCCAAAGUAUGGACUUCCGUCCUCCCUCACGGCCAAUUUUGCCGCUUUGGGGGUUUCUAGUAUCUACCCGUGGCAGGCCUCUUGCUUACUGGCGAAAGGUCUGCUGUCUGGGGAGCGACAUUUAGUGUAUACUGCCCCAACUGGAGGAGGCAAGUCGCUUGUGGCGGAUGUGUUGCUCUUGAAGCGGAUCAUUGAGAACCCGACGCGCAAAGCACUGCUUGUUUUGCCUUAUGUUGCUUUGGUCCAGGAGAAGCUGAAGUGGAUGAGACGCAUUGUGCAAGAUGUGGAGAAAAAUACAGUAGAUGAAGAAGAUGGAAACGCCUCAUUCCUCUGUGGGCGAUGGAAGCGUACUCAGAAAGAUAUCCGCGUCACCGGAUUCUUUGGUGGAAGUCGGACGACGGCUACUUGGGCUGAUACUGAUAUUGCCGUUUGUACGAUAGAAAAGGCCAACUCAUUGAUAAACACCGCUAUUGAGGAGUGUACUAUUGGUGAUUUGGGAGUUGUGGUUCUUGACGAGUUACACAUGCUUGAUGAUGAACAUAGAGGGUACCUAUUGGAAUUAAUGGUCACCAAGCUAUUAUUGCUCCAGCAGGAUGUCCAGAUUGUUGGCAUGAGUGCCACACUCUCUAACACUGAGAUGCUGGCGGAGUGGAUGAAUGCUAAAUUCUACAUUUCUACAUAUAGACCAAUUCCCAUUGACGAAUAUCUGGUCUACGAGAAUGCCAUUUACCCAGCUGCAACAUCAAGACAGCUUUUUCAAACAUUAUCCAAACUAACUGCUGCUGCAUCCGUGACUGAUACGAUCCCUCCGCAUCGAGUCAUCGAGACUUCCAGCUAUAAACAGCUGAGCAACUCAGCCACGAAUGCUAUGGUGGCUUUGGCAGUCGAAACUGCGGUUGCAGGGUUCGGUGUGUUGGUAUUUUGUGGCAGUCGUCAAGCAUGCCAAAAUCAAGCAGUUACUAUUGGUGAAGCAAUGCCGCCGGCAGAGCCAGAUGAAAUGAAUAAGCGACUUGAUCUUCUUGCUGAGCUACGGAGUCUCGCGUGUGGCCUAGAUUCAGUUCUUGAAACUACUAUUCCCAGGGGAACCGGGUUUCACAAUGCCGGUAUGACAACAGAAGAGCGGGAACUUAUUGCACAGGCCUAUGAUCAGGGUGUGAUAAGGGUUCUCGUUGCUACAUGUAGUCUUGCUGCUGGAGUAAAUCUUCCCGCAAGACGAGUCAUUAUCAACGGGGCGCGAAUGGGCCGUGAGCUGGUGGGCCCAGCAAUGCUUCGGCAGAUGUGUGGGCGUGCCGGACGCAAAGGCAAGGAUGAAGCCGGUGAGACUUAUCUGAUAUGUGUCAAAGCCGACAUGCAAGCUGUGUGUGAUCUGUUGGAUGCCGACAUGCCUGCCAUCGAGAGCUGUUUGGCACCUGAAAAAAGAGGACUAAAAAGAGCUCUCUUAGAAGCCAUAGCAACAGGUUUAGUAUCAGGCUGCGACGCAAUCAAAGAAUACGUUCGAUGCACGCUCCUUUGCCGAACCGUGGACAAAAAACUUGCAUACACCAUCAUGAAAUCUGCACUUCGGGAAUUGGUCGAUGAACAACUCAUCAUUUUCAGAGAAGAUGAAUCAUACGGAUCCACACCCUUAGGACAGGCAAUCGUCGCCUCGGCAUUUUCCCCCGAAGACGGUCUGUUCGUCCACGAAGAACUAAAACGAGCAUUACAAGCCUUCGUCAUGGACGGCGAUAUGCACAUCUUCUACAUGUUCACUCCCCUCCAAGCAGCAAUGAACACCCCUAUCGACUGGCAAAUUUUCCGCGACCAACUAGACAAACUAGACGAGAGCGGUCUCCGAGCCCUACAAUUCGUCGGCGUGCAACCCGGCUUCGUGAACACGAUGGUUCAAUCCGGCGCCUCCCUGAAAGAAACAAGUCCAUCCCAAAUCAAAACAGCCCGUAUCUACCGCCGCGCCUACACAGCCUUCCAACUCCGAGAUCUAAGCAACGAAAUCCCCCUCUCGACAAUAGCAUCCCGCUACAAAAUCCCCCGCGGUACAGUCCAAACCCUGGCCCAACAAUGUCACGGAUUUGCAGCAGGUAUUGUGAAAUUCUGCCAGCGCAUGAACUGGGGCAUGAUGGCGGCUGUGCUGGAUCACAUGCGGGACCGUCUGGAAGCUGGUGCGCGGGCCGAUCUGCUUGAGAUGGCUCAGGUGACGUUUGUCAAGAGCUGGACGGCGAGAUUGCUUCGAGAGAAUGGGUUCAGGAAUUUGAGGGCUUUGGCUGAGGCUGAGGCUAAGGACUUGGUUCCUAUACUUAUGAUGGUUAAUCCUCACAAGUCGCAGCGAAAUCAGCUCUCGCCUGCUGAGUCUGAGCGCUAUGCCGCGAAACUUUUGGUGAAGGCUGAGACUAUCAUUUCUCACGCUAAUAAGAUUUGGGAUCGGGAAAUGCAGGUCGAGUUAGAGGAUUGA
Penicillium nucicola is the source of this 2808-nucleotide messenger RNA. Its product is annotated as DEAD/DEAH box helicase. Bases 1 to 2808 code for a protein of 935 amino acids. The transcript is spliced from 9 exons. Lineage: Eukaryota; Fungi; Ascomycota; Eurotiomycetes; Eurotiales; Aspergillaceae. Gene Ontology annotation, molecular function: nucleic acid binding; ATP binding. The record is from RefSeq and is a predicted model, not a curated record.